This is a messenger RNA of Punica granatum (pomegranate), 1883 nucleotides long. The record is from RefSeq and is a predicted model, not a curated record. Lineage: Eukaryota; Viridiplantae; Streptophyta; Magnoliopsida; Myrtales; Lythraceae.
AAAUUUUGCAUGAUUUCCUUUUUCUUUCAUCGCGGAAAAAAAAGAAAAAAAAAAAAAGAGAAAAACUUGGGAGAAGCGGAGGGGAGAGAGAGAGAAUGGUGAUUGGAGUAGCAGAGAGAACAGAAGAAGAAGAAGAGGAAGAAGAGGAGCAGCAGCAGCAUCGUCAAUGAGGAACAGCAGCCACCACAGUGACGACAAGCAGCCCCAAGACAGCCCCGAUUCGAGAUUCAACCAGACCCUUCGCAGCGUCCAAGGGUUGCUUAAGGGCCGCAGUAUUCCCGGCAAGGUGUUGCUGACCCGGAGGUCAGAUCCGUUCGAUGAUUCGACCUGGCAAGAUCGCUCGCCUAAAUAUGAAAGAAGUCUUUCGGAAAACGAUUCUGGCCCGAGUGAUCGCAUGGACAAAUCGGUGGAGGAUGAAAUCAAUGGUACUGAGAAGCCAACAACACAUGAAAGUGCUAAUAAAUUAAAAUCGUCGACCUCCAGCAUUGAAAUUACUUCUAAAGAUGUUCAGAAACCCACAGUCGGUUCCAGAGCGACUGAUUCUGCAAGAAUUAUGAAAUUCACGACGGUGCUUUCAGCAUCAACUGUUAUUUUAGAAAGACUACGUGAGCUGGCAUGGAGUGGCGUACCCCCUUACAUGCGCCCAAAUGUUUGGAGGCUUCUCUUGGGAUAUGCACCGCCUAAUUCAGAUAGAAGGGAGGGAGUUUUGAAAAGGAAGCGCCUCGAGUAUCUCGACUGUGUUGCUCAGUAUUAUGACAUUCCAGAUUCUGAACGAUCAGAUGAAGAGAUCAGCAUGCUCCGUCAGAUUGCUGUUGAUUGUCCAAGAACAGUGCCCGAUGUUUUGUUCUUUCAGCAAACACAAGUACAGAAGUCCUUGGAGCGCGUCCUUUAUACCUGGGCUAUUCGACACCCUGCCAGUGGAUAUGUUCAAGGAAUAAAUGAUCUUGUUACACCAUUCCUUGUUGUCUUUUUAUCUGAAUACUUGGAAGGAGGUGUAGAAAAUUGGUCGAUAUCUGAUCUGUCCUCAGAGCAGAUCUCUAACUUGGAGGCUGAUUGCUAUUGGUGUCUCACAAAGUUACUUGAUGGAAUGCAAGACCAUUACACGUUUGCCCAGCCUGGGAUACAAAGACUCGUUUUCAAGUUGAAGGAAUUGGUUAGGCGCAUUGAUGAACCUGUCUCGAGACACAUGGAAGAGCAAGGCCUCGAGUUUCUGCAGUUCGCAUUUCGAUGGUUCAACUGUCUUUUAAUACGUGAGAUCCCAUUCCAUCUAGUUACUCGAUUGUGGGACACAUACCUUGCUGAAGGAGACGCUUUGCCUGAUUUCCUCAUUUACAUUUUCGCCAGCUUUUUAUUAACGUGGUCGGAGAAACUUCAGAAGCUCGAUUUCCAGGAGAUGGUGAUGUUCAUUCAGCACCUCCCGACAAACAACUGGACACACCUGGAGCUGGAGAUGGUGCUUUCCCGGGCUUACAUGUGGCACAGUAUGUUCAACAACUCCCCCAGUCACUUGGUCGGCUGAAAAAAUGAAAAAUAAUAAUAUUGAUGAUAGAUAAGUGAGGAAAUUUCUUUGUGUUUGCCUCUUAUCUCAGAUCAAUAGGGUGCUUUGCUUAAUUAUCAUCGUGAAAAUAUGUGGCCUCUCUGUUUGUUUUGUGAUUCUGUAGCAGAAGCAGUCAACGUCCUUGUGUUUGUAUUUAUAUUACACUGCAAUUUCUUAGUUCUUUGUAGAGUCAUUACACUUCUCAUAAUAGUAAUAGGAGAGCAUAAUUUACUGAGAAAUUCCCUAUCUGUAUGAGGUGGACGGUUAAUUCGUCGUGCUAAGCCAGUCCUAGCACCGACAUCUUCUACGCUAGUCUGUGGAAGGCAAUUAUCGAUCAUAUUCUCCA